AAAGAAUAGGGUAGAUACAGCUAUACAAUUGGGGAUCGUGAAACUGCUGAAAACCCAACCUAUCCACCCGAGCAUUGUAGAGAAUCUAGCUCUUCGACUCUUCCGCAUUUUCCUCUGCAUUUGAGAAGGAAGAGAUGUCUCUUCUUUUACAAUUUCCACACCCUCUCUCCGUUUCCAACUCCACACCUUCUCUUCUCUCAUCCUCUCACCUUUCAACCCCAAAACAGAUCCUCUUCUCUUUCACCAACAGCAAAAACUUCCAUCCUCUUUCCCUCAGAUUUCUACGCACUGAAAAGAAGACGAGGCGCGGCGGGGGUACCGUCUGUUAUUCUUCGAUUGCACCCGACACCCUUCAAUGGGUAUGCACCGUUUCAUCCGCGGUAUUAAUGCUUACCAAGGGCACUGCAAUUCAAAAAUCUUUUCUUGUCCCUCUGUUUGCACUCCAAGCACCUUCAAGUGUCAUCUCGUGGAUCAAGGGUGAAUAUGGUGGUUGGACUGCUUUUCUGGCACUUCUAGUUCGUCUCUUCUACUUCAUUCCUGGUGAAUUGGAGCUCCCCUUCUUUGCAUUGCUUCUUGUGAUAGUUGUUCCUUAUCAAGCAAUGAACCUAAGAGGAACACAAGCUGGUGCAAUCAUUUCCUUGGCGAUAGCCGGAUUUUUGGCUCUGCAACAUUUCUCGAGGGUAGGCAGCUUGCAGAGAGCGUUCGACAAAGGAUCUAUUGUUGCCACCAUAGCCAUCAUCUGCGUCACUGCUGCUCCAUGUUUGCUUUUGUUCUGAUGUACGUUUGCUUUCACGAAGACGUUGACAUGCCAAUCCACUAUAGAAAAUGAACCAGGAGAUUUCACAAGAAAAUGAUCAGACCCUUGAGGACCUGGAAUACAUGCUUAAUAUUUUGAACUAAGUACCAUGGUAGAUGUGAAAAAUAAUGUACUGUGUCUGUGUCUAGAUGCCAAAAAGUAUGUAUAAUGUGUUCUUUUUAAAAAUAAUGGAAAAUAAACCAGACGUUUGAAGGUUUGGUUAUA
Molecule: messenger RNA, 1021 nt
Organism: Magnolia sinica
Lineage: Eukaryota; Viridiplantae; Streptophyta; Magnoliopsida; Magnoliales; Magnoliaceae
Product: cold-regulated 413 inner membrane protein 1, chloroplastic-like
Exons: 6
Coding region: 135-776 (213 amino acids)
Cellular component (GO): membrane
Source: RefSeq, a predicted model, not a curated record